Coniophora puteana RWD-64-598 SS2 is the source of this 513-nucleotide messenger RNA. RefSeq lists its product as uncharacterized. Bases 1 to 513 code for a protein of 170 amino acids. NCBI's taxonomy places the organism in Eukaryota, Fungi, Basidiomycota, Agaricomycetes, Boletales, Coniophoraceae. The record is from RefSeq and is a predicted model, not a curated record. The transcript is spliced from 4 exons.
AUGCCUUCUGUUGACAUCGGAGAAGGCUAUGCUCUCUUGCACAAGCGGUCCAAAUGCGAGUGGAUCCCUGUUGGUGUCCCAAAGGCCGUGCUGGACAACUGGUUGGGGUGCGACUGCGGCAGUAUCUGGAUGUGGGGGUGCGACAACAUUUGGAUCUCUCGCAAUGUCAAGAUCGCAGAGGAGGGUCGUACAUAUAUUGGAAAAGUCCAGUAUUUUGCCCAGCUCGACGUGCAGGAUGAGGUGACGGGAGAAUUGAGAUGGGAAGGGGUUGCAGUGGUCGAGCUCUACUCGGAGCCAGACCCUGACCUCCUUACUCUGUCCUCUCAUUUCAUCAAGCAAAUUACCGACAUUGUCGGGAUGGUCCCACAUCGACCGACUUUGCUCUCGGGAGUGGAAGAGGAUCACUUUUUUAUGGCCGAAAAACCCGGGCUGGACGUGGCUACAUUUCUCGGACAUGAAGAUGAGGAUGAGCAGGACGAGGACGGCAUGGACUUUCCUCCAAAUGCUGUAUAG